Messenger RNA from Penicillium argentinense, 1446 nucleotides. Its product is annotated as pepsin-like aspartic protease. The record is from RefSeq and is a predicted model, not a curated record. Lineage: Eukaryota; Fungi; Ascomycota; Eurotiomycetes; Eurotiales; Aspergillaceae. Gene Ontology annotation, biological process: proteolysis. Gene Ontology annotation, molecular function: aspartic-type endopeptidase activity. Bases 1 to 1446 code for a protein of 481 amino acids. The transcript is spliced from 3 exons.
AUGAGGAAUUCUUGGCUGCUGUGGACAUCCCUUGCGUUGCCCGCGCUGGGGCUGACCCUCCACGAGCGCGAUGCGCCCGCCGUGAUCGGCAUGGACAUUCAACGCAAGGAUGUCGUCGACCCUGUGGCCAGAGAUCGGGUGAGAAGAAAGCGCGACAAGACCGUCGUGAGCCAGGCGCUGGAUAAUGAGGAAACCCUCUACUACUGCAACGUCACCCUGGGUACUCCGGCGCAAAGCUUGCGCCUGGUCCUGGACACCGGCAGUAGCGAUCUGUGGUGCAAUGCGGCCAAUUCGACACUGUGCGAGAAGAGGUCCGACCCGUGCCAGGAUUCCGGUACCUACGAUGCUAGCGCCUCGUCCUCGCAGGCCUACGUCAAUUCCGACUUCAACAUCACCUAUGCCGAUGGCUCCGGUGCGGUCGGCGACUACGUCACGGAUAAGCUUACGAUCGGCGGCGCUAUAAUCAAAGACUUCCAGUUCGGCGUAGGCUAUUCGUCUUCCUCAUCAGAGGGUGUACUGGGUAUCGGAUAUACCGCAAACGAAGUCCAAGUCGGCCGCAAUGGAGACUCCGCCUAUUCAAAUUUGCCUAAAGCGAUGGUCGAGAAGGGCCUGAUCAAAUCCAACGCCUACAGCCUGUGGCUGAAUGAUCUGGACGCCAGCACCGGUUCUAUUCUCUUUGGCGGUGUCAACACCGCAAAGUACCACGGAUCGCUGGAAUCCUUGCCAAUCCAAAAAGUCGGCAGUACUUUCUCCGAAUUCGUCCUCGCUCUGACGGCCGUGGCGGUCUCCACCUCGACCAGGACGCACAACUACUCGUCCAGUGCUCUGCCCGUCGGUGUUCUGCUCGACUCGGGAAGCUCCCUGACCUAUCUGCCUGAUUCCAUCGUCAAUGACAUCUAUAAUGAUCUGGAGGUAACCUACUCGGAAUCCAGCGGAGUCGGGAUUGUCCCUUGCAGCCUCGCUCAGAAGGACGUGAAUGUUUCCUAUACCUUCUCGUCUCCAACGAUCCACGUGGCAGCUAGCGAACUCGUCAUCGACAUGGGCGACUAUACCUAUAGCAACGGUGAGCGUGCCUGUAUCUUUGGUAUUGCCCCGGCUGGCAGCAGCACGGCCGUGCUGGGAGAUACGUUCUUGCGCAGUGCCUACGUUGUAUACGACCUGGCCAACAAUGAGAUUUCCCUCGCAAACACCAACUUCAACACAACGGAAAAUAACAUCCUCGAAAUCGGAACCGGGACGGACUCGGUCCCUAGCGCGACGGCGGUUUCCAACCCCGUCACCUCCGUGGCUGUGGGUGGCUCGGGAGCGCGCAUCGGUGGCAUCGGCGGAGGCAGCAGCGGCAUUUUCACCUCGACCGCAACUGGAAAUGCGGCGCCGAAACAGACCGGCAUGGGUCAGCAACUGGCCCUCGGGUUGGCUGGUGCUGGAUACCUCCUAGCUCUGUGA